Messenger RNA from Acanthosepion pharaonis, 2937 nucleotides. Lineage: Eukaryota; Metazoa; Mollusca; Cephalopoda; Sepiida; Sepiidae. The record is from the annotation of a GenBank genome assembly.
AUGCCGUGUUGUUCAGCCUCAAUCGUCUUUGUUUCUCGCCAAAAUGGCGACUCAAUAUGCGCAAUAAUAAUAAUAGUUUCCUUUGUUGUUGUAGACAAAGCUUAUCAGCCACUGUCUGUGUUUUUUUUUUUUAUAAUUAUCAAUCUUUAUUUUUCAUUACUUUUUUCUUUUCAUCAUUUCUUCUGUUGCUUCAGUAACUCUUCUUCUUCUUCUUCUUCUUCUUCUUCUUUUUCUUCUUCUUCUUCUUACUCCUCCUUCUCCUCUUCUUCCUAUUUCCAUCAUCUUUUUUACCUUGUUUCUUCUUCUUCUUCUUCUUCUUCUUCUUCUUUUUCUUCUUCUUCUUCUUCUUCUUUUUCUUUAUACCCUAUUCUUCUAUUUUUCUCUUCUAUUUCCGUAGAAAUAUAUUCAUAUUCCUUGUUCCUCCUACAACACUCUUUCGUUUCUCCUACUACUACUCUUUAUCUUUGUUUCAUCUUCUUCUUCUUCUUCUUCUUAUUAUUAUUAUUAUUAUUAUUAUUAUUAUUCAUCUUCUUCUUCUUCUUCUUCUUCUUCUUCUUCUUCUUCUUCUUCUUCUUCUUCUUCUUCUUCAGGUUCUUUUUUAGUUUCUUCUCUUACCUUAACCUUUUUCUUUAUUUUUCUCCUAUACCUUUGCCCUCAUCUUUCUUUUUUCUCUUCUAUUACUCUUCUAUCUAUCUAUUUAUUGAUAAGUUUGUUCAUAUCUAUCUAUCUAUCUAUCUAUCAUUAUCGAUGUUUGUUCAUAUCUAUCUAUCUAUCUAUCUAUCUAUCUAUCUAUCUAUCUAUCGAUGUUUGUUCAUAUCUAUCUAUCUAUCUAUCUAUCGAUGUUUGUUCAUAUCUAUCUAUCUAUCUAUCAUUAUCGAUGUUUGUUCAUAUCUAUCUAUCUAUCUCUAUCGAUGUUUGUUCAUAUCUAUCUAUCUAUCUAUCUAUCGAUGUUGUUCAUAUCUCUCUCUCUCGAUCUAUCUAUAUCAAUGUUUGUUCAUAUCUAUCUAUCUAUCUAUCUAUCUAUCUAUCUAUCUAUCUAUAUCAAUGUUUGUUCAUAUCUAUCUAUCUAUCUAUCUAUCUAUCUAUAUCAAUGUUUGUUCAUAUCUAUCUAUCUAUCUAUCUAUCUAUCUAUCAAUCUUUAUAUCAAUAUCUAUCUAUCUAUCUAUCUAUCUAUCUAUAUCAAUGUUUGUUCAUAUCUAUCUAUCUAUCUAUCUAUCUAUAUCAAUGUUUGUUCAUAUCUAUCUAUCUAUCUAUCUAUCUAUAUCAAUGUUUGUUCAUAUCUAUCUAUCUAUCUAUUUCUAUCGAUGUUUGUUCACAUCUAUCUAUCGAUCUAUCUAUCUCUGUCGAUGUUUGUUCAUAUCUAUCUAUCUAUCUAUCUAUCUCUGUCGAUGUUUGUUCAUAUCUAUCUAUCUAUCUAUCUAUCUAUCUAUCGAGAAGUUUUUUCAUAUCUAUCUAUCUAUCAGUUUGUUCAUAUUUAUCUAUCGAGAAGUUUUUUCAUAUCUAUCUAUCGAUAAGUUUUUUGUUCAUAUCUAUCUAUCUAUCUAUCUAUCUAUCUAUCUAUCUAUAAUUUGUUUAUAUCUAUCUAUCGAUAAAAUUGUUUCUGCCUGUCUGUCUGUCUAUCAAUCUAUCUAUCGAAAAGUUUGUUCGUAUCUAUCUAUCUAUCUAUCUAUCUAUCUAUCUAUCUAUCUAUCUAUCUAUCUAUCUAUCGAUAAAUUUUUGUUUCUAUCUAUCUAUCUAUCUAUCUAUCUAUCUAUCUAUCUAUCUCAGUCUGUUCAUAUCUAUCUGUCUUUCUGUGAUCAUCACCACCUAGUAAGAGAAAACCACUAUUCAUUGUAUUCUGUACUCUAUCUAAUCAUCUCUCUCUCAUUCAUUUUAACAAAAUUCUCUUUCUCUCUCUCUUUGACCCGUUUUUCCCAGACCGCCUCACUUGUGUCGCCAUUUCCUCCCUUUGAACAUAAUACAAAUCUCCCCUUCUUCUCUAAACUAUUUGUUCAUUUUUUGCCGUCGCUCAGUUUUCAGGGUUUUCUUUUCUGUUUUGAAUUAUUCAUUAGAACUUUCAUUCCCGACCAUCCUUUUUUAUAUUUGAAUUUUUUUGUUCACAUUUGUUUAAUGAAUAUUAGCAUUUCCGCCUUUCUUUCAAACGUGCUUUUUUCUUUCUUUCUUUCUUUCUUUCUUUCUUUCUUUUUCCCUUUCUUUCUUUUUUCUUUCUUUCAUUUUCUUUCUUUCCUCCAAACGUAUUUUCUUUUUUUUUCUUUCUUUUUUCCUUCAAACGUACUUUCUUUCUUUCUUUCUUUCUUUCUUUCUUUUUCCCUUCUUUCUUUCUUUUUUCUUUCUUUGAUUUUCUUUCUUUCCUCCAAACGUAUUUUCUUUUUUUUCUUUCUUUUUUCCUUCAAACGUACUUUCUUUCUUUCUUUCUUUCUUUCUUUCUUUCUUUCUUUCUUUCUUGCUUUCUUUCUUUCUUCCAUUCAAAUGGACUUUCUUGCUUUCUUACAAACGUGUUUUCUUUCUUUCUUUCUUUCUUUCAAACGUGCUUUCUUUCUUGCUUUCUUUCUUUCUUCCAUUCAAAUGUGCUUUCUUUCUUUCUUUCUUCCAUUCAAACCUGCUUUCUUUCAAACACUUUCUUUCUCUCACACUAUUUCUCUUCCUAUCUUUCUCUCUCUAUUUUUUAAUUCCUCUCGUACUCUCUUUCUCUUUUAUUUCUCCCUCUUUCUCUCUCACUUUACCUCGUUAUCUUUCUUUCUUUCUUUCUUUCUUUCUUUCUUUUUUUUCUUCGCUCAUUUUCCUUUUAAUCGCACUCUCUUUGCUUCACUCUUGCUCUCUUUUUAUUUAUCUUUCUUUCUCUCUCUUUCUCUCUCUCUCUCUCUUUUUUUCUGUUUUAUUUUUCCCUCUCUAUUUAUUUUUUUAUUCCGAGAACGAAUUCCAUUCCUAACGAGUUAA